Messenger RNA from Solea senegalensis (Senegalese sole), 1839 nucleotides. RefSeq names its product AU RNA binding protein/enoyl-CoA hydratase (gene auh). The record is from RefSeq and is a predicted model, not a curated record. Gene Ontology annotation, cellular component: mitochondrion. Lineage: Eukaryota; Metazoa; Chordata; Actinopteri; Pleuronectiformes; Soleidae. The coding region runs from base 54 to 1043 and encodes 329 amino acids. Gene Ontology annotation, biological process: fatty acid beta-oxidation. The transcript is spliced from 10 exons. Gene Ontology annotation, molecular function: enoyl-CoA hydratase activity.
CGUGACUGGGUUGAAAGUUGAAAGUCACACGGGCAGCACUGCAGCUCGGCAUCAUGGCGGCCCUGUUAGUGCGCAGAACCCUGUCACAAGCCUUCAAUGUGCCGGCGGCAGAGCGAGGCAGCGUGUGCCGGUCCGCGGCAGCUCUGUCCCGCUUCAGACAGCCACUUGUCUCCGGAGCAGCGGCGCCGUGUCCGCGGCUCUACGGUCCCGGAGCGGCGGCGCGACACUACACUUCCGACCCGAAGGACGACCUGCGCGUCCGGUACCUGGACGGAGAAGACAACGGUAUCGUCGUCAUUGGGAUAAAUCGACCAAAAGCCAAAAAUGCCAUUAGCAAGAAUCUGGUCAAGUUGAUGUUUGAGGCUGUGGAGGACAUUAAGAAGAAUAACAAAGUCCGCAGUGUCAUUUUUUGUAGUUUGGUUCCUGGGAUCUUCUGUGCAGGUGCAGACCUGAAGGAGCGAGCUAAGAUGCAUCAGAGUGAAGUGGGUCCAUUUGUGUCCAAAGCCAGAGCGCUCAUCACAGAACUGGGUAACCUGCCGGUACCAACCAUCGCUGCCAUUGAUGGAGCUGCUUUAGGAGGAGGCCUGGAAAUGGCCCUGGCCUGUGACAUCAGAAUUGCUUCCAAUGCUGCGAAAAUGGGACUAGUGGAAACUAAACUUGCAAUUAUUCCUGGAGCUGGUGGCACGCAGCGUCUCCCCAGGCUGAUAGGUGUCUCUCGUGCUAAGGAGCUCAUCUUUGCUGCCAGGGUGGUGGACGGCACAGAAGCGAGUCGUCUGGGUCUGGUCAGUCAGUCAGUGGAGCAGAAUAAGAGUGGAGAUGCCGCUUAUCUCCAGGCGCUGGAGCUGGCACGCGAGAUCAACCCUCAGGGUCCGAUUGCAGUGAGGAUGGCAAAACUGGCCAUUAACCAGGGAAUCGAGGUGGAUUUAGCUACAGGUCUGGCCAUUGAAGAGGCGUGCUACGCCCAGGUGAUACCAACUAAAGAUCGAGUGGAGGGUUUGACUGCGUUCAAGGAGAAGCGGCGUCCUCAGUUCAGGGGCGAGUGAAGGCGGCACUGACGAGCUGCUCCUGAGUUCUGCCUUCAGUUGGGACUCUUCCACUGCUUCCAACAUCUUCAUGGUUGAAACUGUACACGUCGACACAUGAACUGUGCAGUCUCAACUCCACACCGCGGGGGACGACGAGUGCAGGACGCUGGGCUUGAUCCUGGCUGUCCUUUCAACUCUCACUCACGAGUAUUUUUGAGAAAGCGAGCGAAUCCACCACUCACGAAACUUAGAAACUGUGCAACUGAAGCUGAUUCAGUGGAAGUUAGUAACUGCACUCCCCCCCCUCCUCCUCCUCAUCUAGUGAACUAAUCCAAGAGAUAUUAACAUUCUCAUUACAGUUGUGUGAAUGCUGCACACGAGAGCUGCUUUUUUCAUUUUGGACAAAGUUCCAUCUGUUCAGACGUCACAGCUGCAUGAAAUCAUUGCAUAUUAAUUACAUUUAAUGAACACAUGCAGAGGUAUGAAGCUCUUCUAGACUUGGUAUUAAUAAUAAAAUCUGUCCUGAUUGUGUGAACACACCUGGACAGAUGUUAUACCAGGUCUGAAUGGAGCCAAAGACACUGUGAUCCACGAUGAAGACAAAAAAAAUGCAUUAAUUAUGAUCAGAGUCCCAUUUUGAACAAAUGUGCUCUGGUGUCAUUAGGACGCCGUGAAUAACGUGUUGUACAGUGAAUAAAAGUAUGAACAUGAAGGUCUUUGUGGCGUCUUUGACGACGACACAGGCUCACGUGCCUUUGGUUCACCUUGGUGGUGAGAUGGGAAAAUAAAUAUUUACCUGAAUUAUUAUGAAUAA